AUGGAAUAUGAAGCCGUUAUUGUGGGACCUCGGUUAGCGCGAGGACUCGGGGUGACACACUUGCAAGUCUUUUGUGACUCCCAAUUGGUAGUCAGCCAAUUCAGUGGAGAAUUUGACGCCAAAAAGAAGCGAAUGGGAGCAUAUCGGCAGUUGGUUCGAGCAUUAUCCGGGGAAUUCAUAUCCUUUUCUCUAACGAAGGUCCCACGGAACGAAAACGCGUCAGCCAACGCCCUUGCAGCUUUGGCGAACUGCUCCGACCCUGAUUUGCGGUGCACCAUCCUGAUCGAAUGCAUCGACGCUCCUAGCAUCGAUCCAGACAGCCAGAUAGCUGUAAUCAAUGACGACUUGGUCCCAAUGGAAGUCGAGGAGUCGAUAGAAGACCUGACGGACGUCACAAGAACACCUGACGAUUGUCAAAUUGAGAUUAAACUUUACAUCUCCGAUGGAGUCGUCCCUCCGGAUCGCUGGGCAGCUCGGCGUUUAAAAGCCCGAAGUGCCAAGUACAUCCUCUUGGAUGGAGAAUUGUUUCGCCGAAGUGCGUACGGAGUGUUCCUCACCUCCGUUACUCAGGACGAAGCCGAACGAAUCAUGAUGGAAGUAUAUGAAGGCGAGGGUCGCAACCAUUCCGGCAGACGUGCACUCGCCCUCAAGAUCAAAAAGGAUGGACACUGUUGGCCUACCAUGAUUCCCGACUGUGAAGCCUUCUCGGCAAAAUGCGAAGCUUGUCAGCGCCAUGGACCAAUACGGCAGAUCCCGCCCAAACUGCUGAAUACCGUGACAGCUCUGUAUCCUUUCAUGCGCUGGGCUAUGGACGCCAUAGGGCCUCUGCCGGCAUCAAAAUACAAGAAGUUCGUCCUAGUGCUGACCGAUUACUUCACCAAAUGGGUAGAAGCGGAGUCCUUCACAAGGAUCCAAUCCCUGGAUGUGACCAAUUUCAUAUGGAAGAACAUCAUAUAUCGUCAUGGACUCCCGUACGAGAUCGUCAUUAAUAACGGCACGCAGUUUACCUCGCACAUCACCAGACGUUUUCUGAGCAAGUGGCAAAUCCAUCUUAGCACUUCGACCCCUCGAUACCCUCAGGGGAAUGGCCAAGCUGAGGCUAUGAAUAAGUCGAUCGUUGAUGGACUCAAGAAAUGA
Molecule: messenger RNA, 1137 nt
Organism: Camelina sativa (false flax)
Lineage: Eukaryota; Viridiplantae; Streptophyta; Magnoliopsida; Brassicales; Brassicaceae
Source: RefSeq, a predicted model, not a curated record